Ruditapes philippinarum (Manila clam) is the source of this 2909-nucleotide messenger RNA. RefSeq names its product actin maturation protease-like. The record is from RefSeq and is a predicted model, not a curated record. The transcript has 6 exons. Lineage: Eukaryota; Metazoa; Mollusca; Bivalvia; Venerida; Veneridae. Bases 149 to 1312 code for a protein of 387 amino acids.
CUCCUUAAAGAAGGUUUUCAAUUCCCAAUGGAGAAACCGAUAAACAAAAAUGAAAGGUCCAAAAUAUAGUUAAAUACAUAUUUGUUGGACAUUUUUAACCAAAAGUAUGCAAUAUUUCAUAGCUUUUAAGUCAGGAAAGUAAUACAGAAUGUCAUCAUUGUCUGGUGAAAUAGAUGAUGAGUCGGUGUGCUCACCUACAUUGUUCACCCCACCUCCGGUCGCACCUCUACCACCUCCACCACCAUUCUCAAGGAGUGCGGUUCAUUCUAACUCUAAUGGUAUACCAACAGAUGUUUCAUUUUCCAGUUUUAACAAUGAUCCAGAGAGUGAUGGUCAAAGGGCAUAUAGAUAUGCUUGUAGUGCAAUUCCAGAUAGUUUAGAAAACUAUGUAUGUGUUUCAUACCAAAGAAAAGUCGAGCCAGUGAUACAGUCAGGUCCACAGUGUGGUCUGGUUGCCUUAGCUAUGGCAAAUUCCAUAUUAAAUAAAGAUGUAACAUUGGAACAAUUGUCAGAGGCCAGUCAAAGUCAGGGAUUCUCCAAACAAGGAGAAAUAUUCUCAUCAUUAAAUUUAGAAAAGCUAGCAUCAGAUGCCUAUGGAUGUAAAUCAAGUGUUUUAGAUAUCAGGGAUGUAGGUGGCAAGUGGGAGUUCCUAAACUGUCUUGCUCGAGGAGAUAUUCUCAUUGUUCCUUAUGAUCCGGAUAAAAAUUUUGUGCCAGUUCUAAAAAAGGGCCAUAAGGCUCAUUGGGCUCUAGUCACAGGUUUCUUUGCAGCAAUGAAUGACACAUCAGUGCUAAACAAAUUUAGAGAUGAUUCAAUAAAGAAAGAUCCAGAAUUUUCUAAUUUGUAUCACUGCGAUACAGCACCUUUACCUUCCACAACACAUCGGGUUCUUCCGGCUGAGCCAAAUGUCACUCCACGGGCAUUGUCAGCAAACGUUCCAGCACGGCCUGGAGGUGCCAUUCCUAACCGAGCUAUUUCAGCGCGAACUCUUCCAGCGGAACCAGGUCAUCCUCCAGCGGUAGAGAGUACAAAGUUAACCCAUGAUGUUGGCAAUCUGUCUCAUGAUAAAGUGACUAAGGCAGGUGCUUGUAGAAACCCUCUAGAGGCCGCCUCCUAUAUACUGGUGUAUGCCAAACAAGGGAAAAGUAAGCAUACUGGAAUUUGGAAUGCAAAAACUCUUGUAGAAAGUUGUUGUAACUUGAUAGAGAUAGAUCCAGGGCGGUUUGAGGAUGGUGAAAGUUACAUGUUCCCAGAGAAAGGAAUUGAAGAGGAGCUGUGUGGGAAAGUGGUAGUACUGCAUGUAAAGAAAUGAAAAUAUCAGCAUGAAUACAUUCAGGUCUAUAACACUAGAGCUGCCUAUUCUUUACAGCAUUAUAUACAAUGUAGCUAUCAAAUUGUGACAUCUGUUGAAGUCAGUAUAUCACCUAAAUCAGUAAAUUUACUAGUAGCAGUGACAUAAAAUUGUGAUGGUUUCAAAGCAGUACUAAGAUAACUUUUUUCUCAGUGCUAUUAUUGUUUCCUAAAGCCCUCUGGUUAGGUUAAUAAAUUUUUUUAAAGGUUUAGAACGAAUGUAGCAAGGCAUUUAAUGUGUUGGGCUUGAUUUGUUACUCAUUUAAGUUGCUUGUAUUUAGAAUUUGUACUGAAGUAUCAAAAUAAGAAGAUUUUAUUGAAUACAAAUUUAGCUUGAAUAUAUUAAUUUAGGACUAUGUGAUGUAGAAAAAACUAUAGUUCAGACUUUCAUGUUGAAAUUAACUUAGCAAACUGAAUUGAAGUUUUCAGAAAAGUUUGAAUUUCUAAUUACGGAAUCAGUUCCAAAUCUUCUAGAAAUGUGGAGCAUAUUUUUAGAGUAAAUUUUAAGAAAAUAUUAAAGGGUAGAAAUACAUUUGUUGUUUCAUAAUUAAGGCCGAUCUGUUAAUUUAAUUAGUGUUUCUAGCUAGGUGCUGAUGUGUACCAGAUACAAUGCAGUAGAUUACAAUAUAUCAACCAUCUAUAAGUAGCCAUUUUAAUAAGUAAUAGAUGUAGUUCCAAUCUCAACAAUCUAAUAUAAUUGCUUACAUUCAUGGUAAAAGUCAAGAACAGUAUAGCAUGUAUAAGACCUCUGUUUUCGAGCCUUAAUUUCAAUGUUAUUUUUGCAAUUAUUUCUGAUUUCAAGGAAAUAUUUGAUUUAUUUUAUUCUUGAUAAGUAAGUCAUUAUUGUCUAGGCAGAAUACUUGUAUGUAUAUUUUUGUGGUGGUAAUUUGGUUGUAUAUACAUUUACAUUACAUACAAAGUACAAUAAAAUGCUUUGACAGAUUUGUCAGUAAGAAGUGACAAUAUAAAAUAGGUAGAUUUGUGACAAAUAAAUUGUUUGUUGGUUAUUACCUUUGGGAAAUGUAGGAUUUAUUAUUGAUUCGCUUUAUUUAUUUGUUCAUUUACUUGAUCUUAAUUGCUUUUUUAAAUAGACAAAUUUUGAAUCAAUGAUAUUCUUUUUUUCUUCUAUUUUUACAAAUUGAUUUUUUUUUGUGAAAUUUGUUUGUCAGAACUAAUCAUGUAAAUUUUGUCAGAACUAAUUAUGUAAAUGUGCUCUCUUUUUUCUGUGUAUUAAUUUUUGUGACAAUAACACAUUGUAAAUGGUUCAAAAAGUUGUGUGAAACUCACACUUAAAACAAUGGUGCUUGGUAAAUUAUAUUCAUAAACAUAUUUAUAAUGAUUAAAAAAAAUGUUCAAUAUUUUUAGAUAUAUGUAAAUAUGUUAUGUGUGAAGAUACAGAAGUUGUUUUCUAUUUAUGUUUUGUGCUAUAUAUGUAAUUUCAAGCUUUUACACAGUAUUUUUGUGUGUUGAUAUUAAACAGAGGAUGACUUGAUACAUUGUACAAGAAUAUUGGCUUUGAAUUAAAGAUUUGUUUUUUUUUAUAGCAACAAGAUUUUUUU